This is a messenger RNA of Hyla sarda, 2187 nucleotides long. It is a transcript of the gene ST7L, whose product is annotated as suppression of tumorigenicity 7 like. The record is from RefSeq and is a predicted model, not a curated record. NCBI's taxonomy places the organism in Eukaryota, Metazoa, Chordata, Amphibia, Anura, Hylidae. Bases 265 to 1953 code for a protein of 562 amino acids. Gene Ontology annotation, molecular function: protein binding. The transcript is spliced from 15 exons.
GUGUCCACCCGUUACUGUACUGUACACGAUAGUAGCUGACUGUAAUGGAUAUGCGGUAACGAUGGGGGCAGGUCCAGUACAAGCCCCUGAGCUCCCGGAUGGAGGAGCAGCCCGGUAAAUAGCUGCACUGGGUCUUCACAGGUAGCUACUUUCAGCUCCCGCCUGCAUCAAGCCCCUCCCCCUUUGAAGUCCCACAUGCUGCGGUCAGCCAAUCCAAAGCAUCGUCCCGCCCAUUCUCCUGCCACAGGGUAGGAAACAACAAACAUGGCGGAAUCUGUGAGUGUCAGCUCCUCGGGGCCUUCCCUCCGGACUCGGGUGAAGGGCUGGCUGUGCAGAUACUGGGCCUUCGUGUGGCUUGUGCUCCUGGUGACGGGGCUGCUCCUCCUGUAUCACUUCAGAGCGGCGCUGCACCUGUACGAGGCCGCCGUGACCGUGUCCGGAUUCAUUAACACAUUGACCCCAAAAUUCUAUGUCGCCCUUACCGGAACAUCUUCACUCAUAUCUGGGUUAAUAUUGAUUUUUGAAUGGUGUUACUUCCGGAAAUACGGCACAUCCUUCAUCGAGCAAGUGUCUGUAAACCAUUUACGCCCUCUAAUGGGAGGGAUUGAUCCUGGAGCUUCUGCAGAUGGUUUCUUCCCUAGUUCUGGAGACAAUGAGACCGGCAGGCAAACUCUGUCAGAGUGCAAAGUGUGGAGGAACCCUCUUAAUCUCUUCAGAGGAGCAGAGUACAACAGGUAUACCUGGGUAACUGGAAAAGAGCCUCUCACAUAUUAUGACAUGAAUCUCUCUGCACAGGACCAUCAGACAUUUUUUACUUGUGACACAGACUCCAUGCGUCCAUCUGAUGCUGUUAUGCAGAAAGCAUGGCGGGAAAGAAGCCCUCAGUCUAGAGUGAAAGCAGCAUAUCAAGCUCUAGAAGUGUCUACUGAUUGUGCAACAGCCUACAUUUUGUUGGCUGAAGAAGAAGCAACAACAAUUUCUGAUGCAGAGAGGUUGUUCCAACAAGCGCUGAAAGCUGCGGACUCUGCUUACAAGAAGUCUCAGCAAACACAACAUUUGAGCACGCAGCAUGAAGCCCAAUACAAAAGGGAUACAAAUGUGUUGGUUUACGCAAAGCGAAGGCUGGCCAUGUGUGCAAGAAAAUUAGGAAGAAUUCGAGAAGCUGUAAAAAUGAUGAGAGACCUAAUGAAAGAGUUUCCUCUGCUCAGCAUGGUAAAUAUCCAUGAAAACCUGCUGGAGGCUUUGCUGGAAUUGCAGGCAUAUGCGGAUGUUCAGGCAGUGCUCGCUAAAUAUGACGAUAUUAGUCUUCCAAAGUCCGCUACAAUAUGCUACACGGCAGCGUUACUAAAAGCCAGAGCUGUAUCUGACAGAUUCUCACCUGAAACAGCCUCUAGAAGAGGACUUAGUACAGCAGAAAUGAAUGCAGUGGAGGCCAUUCAUCGAGCUGUAGAAUUUAAUCCUCAUGUUCCAAAGUACCUGUUAGAAAUGAAAAGCUUGAUUAUGCCACCAGAGCAUAUACUGAAGCGCGGAGACAGUGAAGCAGUGGCAUAUGCCUUCUUCCACCUUCAGCACUGGAAGCGGGUAGAAGGAGCCCUAAAUUUGCUCCACUGCACAUGGGAGGGCACAUUUAGGAUUCUGCCAUACCCAUUAGAGAAAGGUCAUCUUUUUUACCCUUACCCUGGGUGUACAGAAAAUGCUGAUAGGGAACUCUUACCAGCGUUUCAUGAAGUAUCUGUAUAUCCAAAAAAGGAGCUGCCGUUCUUCAUUCAUUUCACAGCUGGGUUGUGUUCUUUUUCUGCAAUGCUAGCACUUCUUACCCACCAGUUCCCAGAGCUCAUGGGGAUAUUUGCAAAAGCUUUUCUGGUGACUCUGCUGACACCCUUCACUUUUAUGCUGGAAAAGAUUGAGAGCAUCAUGCCAUCCAGUCUUUGGCACCAGCUGACACGCAUGUAAGCAUGUCUGUAAUGAGCAGAAGACAAACGCCUGCCACGCUUAGGACCUCUUCAGUUUUGACCAUGUUAACAGGCAACAUAUGAAAAAGUUUUUCAGCUGUGGCUAAUGGCAUUCUCUUCCAGACCACAAGCUUGUAAAUCGUCUGUCUAUUCCUUUGCAAAGAAAACCAUAGGGCCAGAACGAUUGGGGAAUUUGGAUUUGUGUAUUUACAAGCUAAUAAAAAUGUUAACUGGU